CGACAACCGGUCGUGAUCGUGACUCGAUCGCAGCAAGCCAACCAGUGCAAACGUGUUGUUCGCCGAGUAUCUGCCGAGCCGUCGCCACCGCCGAACGGGAAGCGUUGCGUGCGUUCACCGACCGUGGUUCCAGGAAGUUUGAAUGUAAAGAAAGCCGAAGUACCGGGAGCUGCGGUUGUUUGCUGCACUCAGCGGUCCGGUCCCUGCAGGAAAGAAGUGCUACUAUUUCCAUCCUAAAACACUCCCCCCGUGUGUGUGUGUGUGCUGUGCAUGUGUUGUUAUCAAAGUGUCCUAGACCUAGUGUUGGUGGUUUUAUGUGAUAUCCGGCAGGAGUAGAAGAGAAAAAACAAUUCCCACCCCCGCGGUAAAAAUCGAAGAAUUCGUAAAAAGGCUCAGUUCAACUACGACAAAGAGGGCUUCUACGUAACUCCAGUGAGAAUCCAGUGAUUUGAUGCAUAGUUUCUUAAACACACCCCAAAACGAUGUUGGGCUUCGUCGCUUCAUCAUUGCUUGCUAUAAGCAUCAUCUGCUCGGUGGAUCCCGGUGCGGCUGGUCCCCUGGAUGCGCUCAGCUGGGCCCGGAUGGACAACAUCAACCUGCCCUGGUUGCCAUAUGAGAACAUGACCCGGUGCUACGGUGAGCUCGGUUGCCUGAACAUCACCAAGGAGUGGUACCAUCUGAUCUUCCGGCCGUUCAAUGUGUUUCCGUUGCCCCGGAGCGUCAUCAAUACCCGUUUCAUCCUGUACACCGAGCGUAACCCGACCGAUGGGCAGCUGCUGCAGGCGGAGGUGAAGGAGACGCUCGUCAAGUCACACUUUAACGCGGACUGGCCCACGAAGUUCAUCAUCCACGGGUUCAUCGAUACGCCGCUGUCGAACUGGGUGUCGGAGAUGCGGGAUGAGCUGAUAACGCGCGGAUCGCUCAAUGUGAUCGUGGUGGAUUGGGCCGGUGGAUCGCUCCCAUUGUACACGCAAGCCACCGCCAAUACCCGGCUAGUGGGGCUCGAGAUAGCGUACCUGAUCAGGAAGCUGGAGGAGUACCUCGGUGCGAAACCGGAGGAUGUUCAUUUGAUCGGCCAUUCGCUUGGGGCGCAUACGGCGGCGUACGCUGGGGAACGGAUUCCGGGACUGGGGCGGAUUACCGGGCUUGAUCCGGCUGAACCGUACUUCCAGGGGAUGGGUCCGAUCGUACGGUUGGAUCCGUCCGAUGCAACGCUGGUCGAUGUGAUCCAUACGGAUGGGCGCAGCGUGUUCCGGUUGGAGAUUCCGGGUUACGGUAUGUCGCACGCCUGCGGUCAUCUGGAUUUCUAUCCGAACAAUGGCAAGGAGCAGCCGGGGUGUGCGUUGUCCCAGGAAGGAGCGGCCACGAUACCGCUUACGCUUAUCAAGGAUGGUAUUGAGGAGGCGUCGCGUGUGCUGCUCGCUUGUAACCACAUCCGGGCGAUCAAGCUGUUUAUUGACAGCAUCAACGGCAAGUGUCCUUACGUAGCUCAUCGAUGCCCAUCGUAUCAGCAUUUCCUCAGCGGCAACUGCUUCAAGUGUACGUCCGGUAACUGCGCCCUCAUGGGCUACCAUGCAUCGCUACCGAUCACGACGGCCAAGCAGAACGUGUCCGAGAACGAUGUCGUGAUCGGUUCGAGCGUACCGGUGGCACCACAGCCCGGCAAGUACUUCCUUGCUACCGGUCGCGAUUUUCCCUUCUGCCAGCGUCACUAUCGGUUUACGGUGGAGCUGGCAAAGCCGAAAGUGGCGGAACCGUGGGUACAGGGCCACCUGACGGCUGGCAUUUUCUCCGAGCGCGGCGCCCUGCGGAACAUCGAUCUGACGCCCAAAGGAACGGCACGGUUGGAGCACGGUACCACGUACCAGGUGGUCGUGACCAAUCCGCACGAUCUGGGCGACCGUAUCCGGAAGGUGGAGCUAUCCUGGACGCACGAUAUGAACGUGCUGGAACCGACGACGCUCUGUCUGUUCUGGUGCAACAGCCAUCUGUACGUAAAGUCGAUACAGGUCGAAACGAUGCAGAUGCCAUCACGAGAGAAACGGAACAUUGAGUAUUCCAACAAGCUGUGCGCGCCGAAGCGCGAUUACGCCGACAUUGCCAGCCGCGGGUCGUACUCGUUCUAUGAUAACUGCAAGCGAUAGAUGAGGGGAAGAGGCGUUGCCCAUCGAGGCCCCUUUUUCCCACAUGUGAUUUCCGAAUCGUUCGCCUUAGCUAAGAGCCACCCCGCCGCCGUAGCAUCCUUGUUUGUUUUAGCGUAAUUUAGUGUAAGGCGUGUAGGUUUAAUACCGUGCGUGUACCGUAAGGAGCACUAGUAGUAGUGGCAAUAGUCUCCACUAUUGCUCCACUGCUCGUCGGGACCCCCCGACAACCGUAGAGUGUGAUUGAGCUUCUAUAGAGCGAGAAAGUGAUCGCGUGAGCUUCUUGUUUCACUACCUCUUCCCUAUUUCGUCGCGGCAGGAUAGCUUCCGGACGAACUCGCAUUUUUGUUUUGUUUCUCUUACAAUGAGCUUUCACCUUCCAGACACGCACUAGGCCGAUUUCCGAUUUCUUUAUACAUUUCUAUGAAAUAUUUGACAUCGUUCUGCUGCCCUGCUCCUAUCCCAGCCUUCAUUAAACCCAAGGGUACUAGGUAGUACUAGGCAGUACUAGGAAAGGGAGGCAACACGUGAGUGGAAUUUUGUGACACUGGGCGCGGUGGAUGUGGUUAGCACCAAAGUGAUAUCAUUCCCGACGAACGCGUCCCAUCCCGUCCCCUGAAAAAGGUGAAGCGUUUAGGUAGUGUUUGUUCCGAGACGAGUUGGCGUGCUUUCUCUACUCCUCGGGAGCCAUAUAUAGAUAGAUGUGUAAGCGACGUGCUGUAGGCAAUGCUGUUGUUUUAAUGACUUUUCAUUCCAAUGGAAACCCCACACAUGGGGAGGGGUGGCCCGACGAUGGCCGGGCGCCUUCCGUCGUCAUUGUCCCGCUUCAGAGAACCAGGAGGAGGGUUUAGUUGCCGGUUAUAAUUAUUUACCUUGUAUGGCGAAAACCGUUAUUGUGAUACCUUAUCAAAACUGAAAAGAGUGACUCGUAAAUUAAUACAAUAAAAUCGAUACAUUUAUUU
Messenger RNA from Anopheles darlingi, 3103 nucleotides. RefSeq names its product pancreatic triacylglycerol lipase-like. Gene Ontology annotation, biological process: lipid metabolic process. NCBI's taxonomy places the organism in Eukaryota, Metazoa, Arthropoda, Insecta, Diptera, Culicidae. Gene Ontology annotation, molecular function: triacylglycerol lipase activity. The record is from RefSeq and is a predicted model, not a curated record. The transcript has 7 exons. The coding region runs from base 483 to 2144 and encodes 553 amino acids.